UUUGGCGCGACGACAUACAGUCCAGUAGCGGGCGGCCAAGCCGCACGAUCGCGCCAUUGUGGGCCGUCAGAAAACGAACAAAUUGAAAGUUUCGCUUGUGUUAUUUACAUUUUUGUUUGUUUUGGUGAAAGAAGGGACCGGUUUUUAUAGAAUUAAGUCUUUGAAAAACUUAAAAUAGAAUUAAAUAGAGUGUAGUUUUAGUGAGUUUAUGUAGUGCAAACGAAAUAUUUUUGGGACGGCGUCGCCCACGUUAAUAUUUUGCAUAAACAGUAGUACGCUGUACUAUAAUAAUGGAUGCAGAUAGAAAAAUAAACUUAUGCGAGGGGGUUCCUCUUAACUCACCAGGUGCGGCGAAUAUUUUUUUGAAUACUAGUAAUGAUAGAAAAGUUAAAGAUGGAACUGUGAUACAUUUAAAAACAGAGAAACCGGCAGACGUCGGAGUGCAUAUAAAUACGACUUUGUCGAUAGCGUCUUCCAAGAAAAUAAAACUUUUGUUCAUAAUGAACUUCUUGCUUAGCGUCGUGUGUAUGAUAAUUAGUUGUUCAGUGGCAUUUUACUACUGGAAUGAGAUGAUAUCAAUGAGGAAGCAAAUAGAGUUGGUGCGAGAACAGUUUCUAAUUCAGAACUUUAAAGACGGUGUAGUGGAAGAGGACAAACCGGUGCAUAGUGCUCUGGUGUCGAGGCUGCGGCCUCAAGUGCGAGUGGAGGGCCGUGAGCCGCGUAUGAACUUUGCCAAGGAAGACAUAUCACCAAAUGCCAGGAGGUACUAUGUUGAAGACCUUGGGGAGGACAUGUUGCUUGUUGACUCCAGCAAAAAAGACUCCAAAAAAGACAAGGCACCUGUUUAUGACAUGGCAGCAUUCCAAAAAGAGCCUCUGGUAGUUCACUUCAAUGGAGCAAUGAGAGAAGUCAAUAUGGGAUCUCAAGCAAUCGUUGGUCCAUGGUUACGAGACCUGGAGGUGUCCACCAAAGGAAGCGAAACUAAAAUAGAACUCAACACCAACUAUUUCGUCAUUCAGGAAUCAGGACUAUACUUCGUUUACACACAGAUCGUGUACUUAACACACGCGCCAAAUUGUUACUUCAUAUGGGCACGUCAGCCCAACCAGGAUCCUCGGCUACUGAGCACGUGCGCGACAGGCGACGACUCGAGCUCGCGCGCGCUCGAUCGUUCGCAGAUCUCAUGCGCCACGCACACGCUCGCCCGACUCUACAAAGGUGAUACAGUCAACAUCGCACAGAGAGAACAGAACAGAACGCUAUGGCUCCGUCCAGGAUUCACACACUUCGGAUUCAUUAAAAUUAGUUCCUAAAAGCUGUGAAAAGUGAUACUUACCGAAGUUAACUUAGUAACUUUUUACCCAAUUGUCUAUGGUAAAAUUAAAUUCCAUUGUGACCGCCUGUAGCCUAAACGAAUGAACCGAUUUUGAUAAUUUAGGUGUCAUUUGUUUUGUACUCUUGUCCUGAGUGUCAUAAAGGUACAGUCAUACGUUUUUUACGGUUUAUUAAUUAAUAAAUUGUUUUGUAAAUAAAUGUUCACUGCCAAUGGUGCAUCAAAAUGUUGCUAACAUAGUGCCAUAUUUGAUUUCGUUUGUAUAUUAGUUGCAUCACAAGCGAUUGUGUACUUAUAUUAAUUAUCAUAAUUAUAUGUCAAUAUUGGUACAUUUAGUUGAAAUUAUUGUCUAACAAUAAAAAGAUUUCAACUUAUUUGAUUUAUAAAAUGACAUUUGACUUUAUUAUUUGCUCAAAAGCAUUUACUGUAUUAAACUGGUUUUUAUUUGGCAUACUAAUAGAUGUACUGUGUAUUUACAUUAUGUUAUUGUAAAAGUCAAUUUAGGUUUAAAUUUCGUUUAAAUGUUGUAUACUGUUUAAUAAUGGUGCUGAUAGUUCGUUUAUCAUAUUAAGUAAUAAAGCCUACCGGAAUUUUUAGUCAGAAUUUAGUCUCGUAAGUAAAAGUUUGUUAUUAAAAAAGAGUAUAUUUUGUCUUCCAGUGCUCAUAAGUUUUAGUACAUUAUAAUUUUUUUCUGGAACUACAAAAACUUUUAUUUGUGCCUUUUUAAAAAGGCGAAGGAUAAAAAAUGACAUAUAAGUAUACAGUAGAAAUAAUAAAUAGCUUUAAUUUAUUGAGAAAAAAAUCAGCCAUUAUGUGGCUAUCAAAUUUUAUUUGUUUAUUAUACCCUGCAGUGCUACUUACUUGAUACAUGUAAGUUAGUCAUAAAAUUAGUGAUAUUUAUUUUAUAAUUUAGAAAUAUGUUUCAUAGUAUGUUACCGAUAAUAUUCAUUUUACAGUUGAAUAUUUCUCUAAAAAUCUGACAAAGUAAAACAUUUUUUGUAUUUUUCAACUUUCGUAAAGUAACCAUGUAUUAACCACAACAAAACUCUGCGAUAAGAACAUUUCGUUAUCUCUCUCAUUCUGCAUGUAAAACAUAACCUAUGUUACCUAACAUAGGUUUGUUAUUAGUUUUGUUUGUGAAAAACCAUGGAAUACAACAAAAUAAGUUCACUGAAAUGUGUAAUUUAACAAUAUAUCGAUUAAUUUAUCGAUAUUUUAAUCAAUAUUUAUGUGACAUGACAUUUAAUAAACAGAUGAAGAUGUUAUUCUGCAGUAAAGAAGAUUAGACUUCUUUAAUUGUUAUAAUAAUUUAGUAAUGAUAUUUAUGUAUUCUUAUGUUGUGUCAAUUGUAUGACAAUUGUAGGAUUAUUUACUUCGAUAUAAACUGUAAAUAUACAUGUCGGCAAUUAGUCCCGUCCGCCAAUAAAGUGCCUUAAACAUUUAAA
Messenger RNA from Papilio xuthus (Asian swallowtail), 2778 nucleotides. RefSeq lists its product as uncharacterized. Gene Ontology annotation, molecular function: tumor necrosis factor receptor binding; receptor ligand activity. The coding region runs from base 291 to 1313 and encodes 340 amino acids. Gene Ontology annotation, cellular component: membrane. NCBI's taxonomy places the organism in Eukaryota, Metazoa, Arthropoda, Insecta, Lepidoptera, Papilionidae. The record is from RefSeq and is a predicted model, not a curated record. The transcript has 7 exons. Gene Ontology annotation, biological process: immune response.